This is a messenger RNA of Echinops telfairi (small Madagascar hedgehog), 1008 nucleotides long. RefSeq names its product olfactory receptor 1020-like. The coding region runs from base 1 to 1008 and encodes 335 amino acids. The record is from RefSeq and is a predicted model, not a curated record. The transcript has a single exon. Gene Ontology annotation, biological process: sensory perception of smell; G protein-coupled receptor signaling pathway. Gene Ontology annotation, molecular function: odorant binding; olfactory receptor activity; G protein-coupled receptor activity. Lineage: Eukaryota; Metazoa; Chordata; Mammalia; Afrosoricida; Tenrecidae. Gene Ontology annotation, cellular component: membrane.
AUGUUCCUCCUACAGACCUGCAGUGACCCAAUGGGAACAGGCAACGCCAGCACGUCGAAUGACUUCUUCCUCGUGGGUCUCACCGAUGAUCCUCAGCUUCAGCCCAUCCUUUCUGUCUUCUUUCUGUUCGCCUACGCGCUCACAGUGCUGGGAAACCUGGGCCUCCUUGCCCUCAUUGUCAUCAGCCACCGACUCCACACUCCCAUGUAUUUUUUCCUCAGCAAUCUCUCUUUUCUGGAUGUCUGUUAUUCCUCAGUCACUGUCCCAAAGAUGCUGAUGGGGCUCUUCUCUGGCUCCCAAACCAUCUCUUUCUUUGGUUGCGUGGCGCAGGCAAGCUGCUUUGUGAUCUUUGCAGUCACUGAGUUCUUCCUCCUAGCCUCCAUGGCCUAUGACCGCUAUGUGGCUGUCUGUAACCCUUUGCUGUACCACAGCAUCAUGUGCCCGAGGCUCUGCUUGCAGCUAGUGGCUGCUAGUUAUGCAGUGGGCCUGAUGAACAUGGUGCUCCUUGCUAGUUCAACCUUUCAUCUGACCUUCUGCCACUCCCAUGUCAUCACUCACUACUUCUGUGAUAUCCCUCCACUUUUAAAACUCUCCUGCUCUAACACAUGGGUCCCCCAGAUUCUCCUUUUGGCCUGUGGUAGCUUUAAUGUGUCUGUAUCCCUGACAAUUGUCCUGGUCUCUUAUGUGUGCGUCUUCCUUGCUAUCAUGAGAAUCCCUUCAGCCCAGGGAAAACACAAGACGUUCUCUACUUGUGCUUCACACCUGACUGCCGUCAGCCUUUACUAUGGAACCACAAUAUUCAUUUACCUGCGCCCAUCCUCUGAGUACUCACUGGGCAGGGACAGUAUGGUUUCUGUAUUCUAUACAGUGAUCACCCCCAUGCUCAAUCCCAUGAUCUACAGUUUGAGGAACAAAGAUGUAAAGGAAACCUUUUGGAAUGUUCUUGAGAAGGCUUCACCAUUCCUCUGUCUUCUCGUGCCCAGAAACCGGCGAUGCCCAAAGCAGUAA